GGAUCUGCCAUUGCGGCAGAAAAUUUCAAGGACUACGGACGUGCCUUUAUUUGUGCUGACUGAGUGUUCUAGAGUAUUCAUUCGAAGGCAGCCAGAAGAACUAAAGUAUCUUCUUUGUUCGAUAGAUUUCACAUACAGCUUCGAUUUAACUGCGUUAUAGUUGCACAUCAUCAUGGGAGAAUCCAUACAAUUAGAAACAUGUCCAUAUGAUCCAUCACAUCGGAUUCGUAGAUACAAGAUGCCAAUGCAUCUUGUAAAGUGUGAAAAAAACCAUCGUGCAUCUGGAAAAGUUCGAUGUCCUUAUAAUGCUGUGCAUAUUGUUGAUCCAGUCGAGUAUCAGGCUCAUCUCAGUACAUGCCUGGAUUACGCGAUUGAGCUAACAAAGGUGUACAAAGUAGAUACUCCUCAACAAUUAAAUGUUAUUCCUAUCGAGGAUGUAGUAAACAAGGAUAUUGUACCAACGGAGGAAGACUGGGACAAGGAACCCGAAGCGAAACCUUAUGAUCCGCUAAAGCAUUCUGAAAAUAAAUUGGUAUAUAGACGUUUGAGUGUUGCUAGUAAAUCAGAAAAGAAGGCUUUUAUGGAAACAGAAAAACGACGUUGGCAAGCAUUGGUGAACGAAAAUAAAACUCCGCAAUCAAAUAAUCUACAGAAGAAUAAACGAUCCGGGCCAAUCGUGCAAGAAACACGGCUACCGGCAAAGGCGGAGAAACUCAGUGUUCCAAGAGAAAGCAUUGAGGACUUUAGGGAUGAUGAGUCUGUAGCAACCUCAUUAACUGACUACGAUAUGGAUUUAAUAGUAGAAACUAUUAAGAGCGAUAUGAACAUAGAUUCAAUGAAGAAGCUUAUGUUAAAUGAGGAAGUAUCAAUUCCAGGAAGAAUCAGACAGAGUGACAUUGCAAAGUCUUUCCAACAUCUCAGUAUUGCAGAUGCAGAAUUAGUAAUUGCAGAUAAUGAAUCUAUUGCUUCGAGUAAUACUCUAACAGACAGGCAGUCAAACAUGUCAGAUCUUAUUACUAUAUCAACUUAUUUGGCAAAGAAGAAAGCAAUGUUUGAAGAGCAAAUUAAUAAUAUUAGUUCUAUAACUGCUGAUCCACGCAUACACAAAAUGCUCAAAGAUGCUGCACAGGCAAUUCCCAAUGUUAGUGACAUUUUUUCAAACGCAUCUCAGCAGGAUGUAUCUGCAAAUGGAAAUGGACGAUUAGGUACAGGUUUGGAUGAAUUUUUCGACUCGUACUUUAAAACAGAACAUGUCGAAGAUAAUGUUGAGCAGAAAGCUUUUCUUAAUCCUUUUUAUGAUCCUCAAAAUCAUAAUUCUCAAUCUAACAAUACAUGUGAUGCUCCUCGUGGUUUUUCAUAUUCUCAAGCUCUAUCUGGUCGUUCUACACCAGCUCAAUCAUUGCAGAAUAAUAAUGUUCCUAAUAUGAAUGACAUCAAUUUUUCACAAAAUAAUGCAAAUAAUGACAAUUCUGUUAUGAGCAUUGGCCGCGGAAAGAAAUCUAUGUCCAAACUAUACUAAGCCAUCUGAUUCUCAAACACUUAUGACAAUGUGUCGUCAAAAGUGGAGCAGCAACUUAAUAUUUCUAAUUAUUUUAACAUUUCAAUAUGAAAUUUUAUUUUUCUAUUAGAUAUAAUUUCAAGUCUUAUUAUCGAACUGCGUUUCUUUUUAGUUACAUAUAUGAAUACGAUGUCAAAUUGAACAUAAGUUACUAUUUUUGUUUACCACAAUGUAACUGAACAUUUCUUUGUAGUUUAAUUACGUUUAAUCAAAUAAUAUGUAGUAAGUCAUGUUAAAAAACAGAGGCUCUCAGAUAAUUGCCAAGAUUAUUACAUGAUAUUUGUCUCUUUUAUGUUGUGCCAUCUAACAUCUUGGUCAAAAAUGUUUUCUAUUAUUGUCACCAAAUAAAAGUAAGAAAUUUAAGGAUAAGAUUUAUAUUCUUAAGGUAGAAAUCAAUGUACGCGGUAAUGUUCCUGAAUGUAAUACCAUUUAUUUUCUUUAUAAAACAAUGAGACUUUGUUAUUUUUAUAUACGUACAAAUAGAUAUCUGAAAACCAAAGUGCCUUCAAAUAAAAUAUUUGUAUAUUUUA
Messenger RNA from Cephus cinctus (wheat stem sawfly), 2088 nucleotides. RefSeq lists its product as uncharacterized. The transcript is spliced from 5 exons. NCBI's taxonomy places the organism in Eukaryota, Metazoa, Arthropoda, Insecta, Hymenoptera, Cephidae. The record is from RefSeq and is a predicted model, not a curated record. Bases 173 to 1519 code for a protein of 448 amino acids.